UAAAAUCUGCUGACCGUCCUGAUGAUAUAAAAAGAUAAACCCGGAUAAUGAUUACGCAGUAUAAUAUACCCGUUCAACAAUAACAGUUGAAAAAUAUUAGCUGCUUUUCUAUUUGAAAUAUUGGCAAUUUGAAAAUGGAUGCGCAUUUUAUAGUUCUCACCUUGCUUUUAUAUUCUGUAUGGCAAUUUACAGAAGGCGAAACGGCGGAAAGUUUUGGAAAUACAACCGACAUAACAAACUGCACUAUGGUACCGAGAAACACUGAUAUUACUGGAGAGUUGAAAGAAUUAAUUGACGAUGGAAACAGAAAGAUUACAUUAAAUAUUGAAAUUACUGGCGAGUUAGGACCAUUAGGGGAACAAUAUCCUGGUGGGCUUUUUGAACCGAAGAAAUGGAUCUUAAUAACUGAGGAAGCAGGAAAGUCAUUAUUGCUCUUCCCGGACGAUCAUGUUGCGAAGUCUCUAUACACGCUUUCGUUUGGAUUGAGUUCUCUUGAAAUAACUCUAGAUCAACAACCGGAAAAUUGUCUUAAUAGAAAUUAUACUUUAGAUCAAAUUCUAAACACGAUCCGAUUCUACGUUCUUCGGAAUUUUACAAACGAUGUAAGUAACGUGCCAGAUAACUUUGAAGUAUGCAAUCGCGAGGUUAGUUUCGAAAACGAUAACACAACAGGUGAACUUCAAUACAUUUGUUGUAAUGAUGUGAUAGAAGCAUGUUACAUUUUGAAGCCAGGAAUAUGGCUAAAUAUAUUAGAUACAUGUAAACUAAUUAUAGAGUUUAUGGUACCUUUUCUGUGCCCUCUUUUCAUCCCGAAACGGAUUUUCAAAACAGUAUCAAUAUUCAGGUAUAGUCCUAAUCAGUGUAAUGGAAGAUCACUAAGACUGCUUGUGAAAAAAAAUGGUUCAAGUCAGAAUCCUCAAGGGUAUACCCAAAUCAACCCAAAUUGUCUGCCUAAAUUUGAAACAUUCAUGGGUAGUCAAGUACAAGGAAUUCACAACCUUGAAGUAAAGUCGAUAAACUUUGAAGCUAGACAAGACAAACUCAUAGAAGAAGAGUCACAUCCAUUCGGAUUUUGGAACUUUUUAUUCAAUACGUUCAUUGAAUGCGAAAUGAGAAAAGUUGACGAUGGUUUAAAGGAAUGUUGUAAUCAAAACAUACUGAAACCUUUCAAAUGCUAUAUAUCGUGGAUUCAAUUUUUGAAAUGUAUUACGUACGUGCUUCUUUUUGCAGUUCUUGUCUCGCCGUGGUGGUUUACAGUUGUAUUCUACUACAGUUAUGAUUAUCAUUUCCUUGAGGCAGUUAAGUCUGCUGGCAAUGCUCUUCAUGUCGAAAUCUCUCCGACCCAAACCGAUUUCACAAGCGAUUAUGUGAUGAUAAGCUCGGCUUUCCUGUUUUUCAUAUUAUACAAUGGUACAAAUGACCUCUUUCGUUUAGCUAUCAAAACACUAUUCUAUUUCUGCAUCUAUGGAAACAGUCCUUUUUCAGAAUCGGUUUCACUUUUUGUUACAAUGUUACUUUUACCCUUAAAAACGUUUGGACUUUUUUGUGGUUGUUUUGCUUUUGCUUUUUGGGUUACGUUCGUUGUCCCAUUUCUGCUCCUAUUUUUUAUACUGCAGACACUUCCUUUGGUGAGUGUUUUCAACAACCUCAUUUUGCUAUAUAAAGAGUUUCAAGAAUUACGCAAAGAGGUACAAAUAAAUGUUUGGACCUGUCUCUUUACAUUUGUUGCAUGCAUACAGGUAAUAUACAUUUCUGUAUUUGUUGUCUCAGACUGUGUGAUAUUGUUUAUUGACUGCUUUGUCUAUUCAAUGACAGGUCUUCUACUUAACUACGACGACGUUUUUAAGUAUGUUUUCCUAAUUCUACUCUUUUUUCUUUAUGGAUACGAUUGUUUCAAUAAUGUACAUAAAAGAUAUUCAUAUUUCAGCAAAUUACUGAAUAUGAAAAUGCAGGCAAAAGUAAUUAAUCAAUUUAAGGACUUUGGUCGUCAAGAUAAUGAAAGUGCUUAUCCAUCAAACGGCCCGAUAAAUACCGCUCAUGUCGUGCCCUCCUCUUCUAACCAACAACCUAAUGAAAUAUGCUUUACCUAUGUCCCCCAAGAUUGUUUAUACAUAAAAGCCAAACGCCUGGUAGUUUUCUUUGACAGGUCCGAAGCAAUCCCAACGCCAUACAUAUCAAAACAGUUCUUCCAAGAAGUGAAUUCGAUUCCCAGUGUGGUAUGUCCAGGAUCCGAGUAUAUUCUUUACCUGAAAGCAUUAAGAGACUUUUUCUUCGUUGUUUUAUUUCUGCUAUUCGUUAUCAUUGUCGUGUUUGCUUUGGGAAGGGCACAUGACCUUUCAUCAGGCGUUCAAACUAUUGUUGCAUUAGGAGGGGGUUUCUUACCGUUUGUAUUCGAGAAGUUUUUUUCAAAGUCUCACAUUAGGAAUAUGUCAGAAGCUGAAAUCAGUCUUUGGGGAAAAUUAUUAGAAGAUAGAAUAGACAUUUUUGAAGAACGAUGGAAAGUUCAAGAUAUUGAAGUUCAGACUAUCUGUGAACCUCGUACAGUCGAGGAAAGCUCUGUUGAAACAGACAUACUAUGCAGGCCUAGCGGUUCGAUCCAGGUAGAAAUUUCAGAUACUCAGGAGUAUGAUUUUGUGGUAUCUGAAGAAACUACUCAGACGGGAAAAAUAUUGAAAAUAUUUGUUCCCAAUACUUCUUUGUCCGUGGAUACGGAAACCGAAGUAGUCGUAUAUAGCAAAGCAAGAUAUCAAUCAUUAGCUUAGAAAUAAUAAGGAUUUUUAAUCUUAUUAAGAAAUGGAAUUACUUUUAUCGGAGUUAAUGAGAAAUGAACGACAGAAUAUGAUCGACAAAGCCAUACAUACACUAGCGAUUCGCGGCUAGUCUGUCGAUGAGAUUCUGUCACUUAUCUCGCAUGAACUCUGAAAACUACAAUUUUAUUUCUUUAUUUACGUAUUUACAUUGUGUUCCUUUCCAUAAGUUGACAAGGCAUUUUCAUAACUUGCAAAGUUUUGUUGUAUUUGAUAUUUCAGUCUUUUUCCCGGUUAUAUUGUUUGUGGCUUUGGUGCUUUUCCGUUUUUGUUUCAUACAAAAUGAACGGCUUAAUUUUCAUUGGAACAAAUAGAGAGAAUGUAAAUCUUUAAAACUCGUAUAUCCGAAAUGCCUUGUUAACAAUCUUGUAUAUUUUAUUGCAGUCUGGGUGUUUAAAAUAGUGUAUCUAUUUGGACUCUUAUCAUAUAACAAGAAGCAACCUAUCAUAUUAUUAUUUUUUUACAAUUCUACAAUUGUUUUUCAUUUUCAGUCGGAUCUAAUCAACACAAAGCCCUGUGUAUAUUUUCUUAUCGGAUGUGGUA
This is a messenger RNA of Mercenaria mercenaria, 3350 nucleotides long. RefSeq lists its product as uncharacterized. The record is from RefSeq and is a predicted model, not a curated record. Lineage: Eukaryota; Metazoa; Mollusca; Bivalvia; Venerida; Veneridae. The coding region runs from base 135 to 2762 and encodes 875 amino acids. The transcript has a single exon.